AGCCCGCAACAGUUCCGCUCGCCGUACCGGAGUUCUUGCUUACGCUGGCUUCGCUCUUACUCGUUCGUUGCUAAAUUUUUUGAAUAAACAAGCAAAAGCACAAAAAUUGCCAAAACUUUAAAAUAAAUUCCAUGGGAGUAUAUAAUGCCGCGUGUCUUCGUGGUCUGCCAUCAUUGCCCAAAUCACCAAAUUCUCGGCCUUUUCUCUCUACCCCGUAUUCUGUCCUUCCCCUUCCCUAUUCCCAUCUUUUUACCGGCGGCGGCAGUCAAGGUGCAGCUAGAGUCACUAGGCAGAUAUUUUGGGCGAUGAGUUUUUCUCCUUCCGAUCCUCUCUCCGUCGAAGAGAAGACCGCUGUCAAGAGCGAGCGACUCUCCUCUUUCCGGUUGAGCGAAUCCACCUUUCUUGCAUCCCUCAUGCCGAAGAAGGAGAUCGGUGCUGAUCGAUUCCUGGAGGCCCAUCCCACUUACGACGGCCGGGGCGUCGUCAUUGCUAUAUUUGAUUCUGGCGUGGAUCCAGCUGCUGCUGGCUUGCAGACGACGUCAGAUGGAAAACCAAAAAUCAUAGAUAUAUUAGAUUGCACAGGAAGUGGCGAUGUUGACACCUCAAAGGUUGUCAAGGCUGAUGCUGAUGGCUAUGUAAUGGGAGCUUCAGGGGCACGACUGCUUCUUAAUUCAUCAUGGAAAAAUCCUUCGCAGGAGUGGCAUAUAGGCUGCAAAUUAGUUUAUGAACUUUUCACAAACAGUUUGACUUCUCGUAUUAAGAAAGAGAGGAAGAAAAAGUGGAGUACUAAAAAUCAAGAAGCAAUCUCGGAAGUUUUGAAGCAUCUUAAUGAGUUUGAUAAGAAACAUCCAAAAACUGAGGACUCUAAAUUAAAGAGAGUUCGUGAAGACUUUCAAAACAAGCUUGAUUUCCUUAGGAAGCAAGAUGAAGUAUGUGAUUGCACAAUUCAUUCUCUUAGGGGGCCUGUAAUUGAUGUAGUUGCCUGGAAUGAUGGUGAUUUAUGGAGGGUUGCUGUUGACACACACAACUUUGAAGAUGGCUCAGAGCAGGGAAAACUGGCAGAUUUUAUUCCUUUAACAAACUACAGAAUUGAAAGGAAGUAUGGCAUAUUCAGCAAUCUGGAUGCCUGUUCUUUUGUUACUAAUGUUUAUGAUGAAGGUAAUCUUGUUAGUAUAGUUACAGACUGCUCACCACAUGGCACACAUGUUUCUGGCAUUGCCUCUGCCUUCCAUUCUGAGGAGCCACUAUUAAAUGGAGUUGCUCCUGGAGCCCAAUUAAUAUCAUGUAAAAUUGGAGAUACACGGUUAGGUUCAAUGGAGACUGGCACUGGUUUGACUCGGGCUUUGAUAGCUGCAGUGGAGCACAAGUGUGACCUCAUCAAUAUGAGUUAUGGAGAACCAACCCUACUUCCGGAUUAUGGGAGAUUCGUUGAUCUUGUUAAUGAAGUUGUGGGCAAGCAUCGUCUGAUAUUUAUUAGUAGUGCUGGAAAUAAUGGACCUGCUUUAAGUACUGUUGGUGCACCUGGUGGCACUAGUUCAAGCAUAAUAGGAAUUGGUGCGUACGUUUCCCCUGCAAUGGCUGCUGGAGCUCAUUGUGUAGUUGAACCUCCUCCAGAGGGAAUGGAAUAUACUUGGUCUAGUCGAGGUCCGACUGUUGAUGGUGAUCUUGGAGUUAGUGUUAGUGCGCCUGGUGGAGCUGUUGCUCCUGUGCCGACAUGGACUCUACAGAGACGCAUGCUGAUGAAUGGCACUUCCAUGGCAUCUCCAUCAGCAUGUGGUGGAGUUGCUUUACUUCUUAGUGGAAUGAAGGCUGAAGGUAUUUUCAUUAGCCCAUACACUGUACGGAAAGCAUUGGAGAAUACAACAAGUCCUAUUAGUGAUCUGCCUGUUGAGAAACUAACCACGGGGCACGGGCUUAUGCAAGUUGAUAGGGCAUAUGAAUAUAUUCAGCAGUCGAAAAAUCUUCCAUCUGUUUGCUAUAAAGUUUUUAUUUCUCCAGCUGGAAAAUCGACUCCAAUAUCACGUGGAAUCUAUCUAAGAGGAGAUUGUUCUUGUCAACAAAGUUCUGAGUGGACUAUCCAAAUAGAACCAAGUUUCCAUGAAGGGGCAAAUAACCUGGAAGAAUUGGUUCCUUUUGAGGAGUGCAUACAACUAUUUUCAACUGAAUCAUCGGUUGCUCAUGCUCCUGAAUAUCUUCUUCUAACACACAAUGGGCGUAGUUUCAACAUAGUUGUGGAUCCUACCAAGCUUAAUCAUGGCUUGCACUUUUAUGAAGUUUAUGGUAUUGACUGCAAAGCUCCAUGGCGUGGUCCACUUUUUAGAAUUCCCAUUACAAUUACAAAACCUCUUGCUCCACUUGGCCAGCCGCCACUCAUUUCAAUUUCUGAUUUAUCAUUUUCCCCAGGCCAUAUUGAAAGGAGGUUUGUUGCUGUGCCAAUUGGAGCUACUUGGGCUGAGGCAACUGUGCGCACUGCAGGUUUUGAUACCGCCCGAAGGUUCUUUAUAGAUGCAGUGCAGAUCUGCCCUCUAAAGCGGCCUAUCAAAUGGGAAAGCGUAGUGAACUUUUCAUCUCCUUCUCAAAAAAGUUUCCUGAUACCAGUGAAAGGUGGCUUAACUAUGGAACUGGCAGUCGCUCAGUUCUGGUCUAGUGGCAUUGGUAGUCAUGAAACCACUCAUUUUGAUUUUGAGAUUGCUUUUCACGGGAUAGAUAUUAUUAGAGAAACUGUCAUGCUUGAUGGAAGUGAAGCAUCUGCAAGAAUUGAGGCAAAAUCUUUAUUAGGAUCAGAAAAGCUUGUUCCUUCUGCUUCUCUAACUAAGAUAAAAACAUCAUAUCGACCUGUAGACUCUAAUCUUAGUGUACUUACUCCUAACCGUGAUAAGCUACCUUCAGGAAAACAGAUUCUUGGCCUUACUUUAACUUACAAGUUCAAGUUGGAUGAAGGAGCUGAAAUAAAGCCACGUGUCCCUCUUCUAAACAACCGCAUUUAUGAUACCAAAUUUGAAUCUCAGUUUUAUACUAUUUCAGACUCUAAUAAGCGCAUAUAUGCAUUUGGCGAUGUCUACCCAAAGUAUGUGAAGAUUCCUAAAGGAGAGUACACACUGCAAUUUUAUACAAGGCAUGAAAAUGUUCAACUAUUGGAGAAAAUGAAACAGCUUGUUCUGUUUUUAGAAAGGAAGCUGGAUAAAAAGGAGCACAUUCAUUUGAGCUUUUUUUCUCAGCCUGAUGGUCAUUUUAUUGGAAAUGGCACUUUUAAAUCCUCGGUUUUAGUUCCUGGCGGAGCAGAAGCAUUCUACGUUGGCGCACCUUCUAGAGAGAAACUUCCAAAGAGCUCGUCGACUGGAUCUGUGUUACUUGGAUCAAUUUCCUAUGGAACAGUUUCUUUUGGAAGCAGCAAAGAUGAACAAAAAAAUCGACAAUCACCAGUGUCUUAUCAAAUAUCUUAUUUAAUUCCACCAGUCAAGGUUGAUGAUGACAAAGGGAAGGAGAUCCCAAUUUGUACUAAAAGUAUCACUGAGCGUCUGAAAGAUGAGGUGAGGGACACUAAGAUAAGGUUUCUAUCAGGAUUGAGAAGAGAUACUGAAGAGGACAGGCUGGAAUGGAAAGAAUUAUGCACUUCACUCAAGGAGGAGUAUCCAAAGUAUACUCCAUUGCUUGCUAAAAUUCUUGAAGGUUUAGUUACUGGAGGUGGUGAUGAGGACAAGAUUGCACAUAAGAAAGAGAUUGUUGCUGUGGCUAAUGAAGUCAUUGAUAGCGUUGAUAAAGAUGAACUGGCAAAAUAUUUUUCAGUUAAACUUGAUCCAGAUGAUGAAGAGGCCGAGAAAAUUAAGAAGAAGAUGGAGAUAGCACGCGACCAGCUAGCAGAGGCUUUGUACCGAAAGGGAUUAGCACUUGCAAAUAUUGAAACUUCGGAGGCAAAACAAGUCGGUGGAGAGGAACAACCUCCGACUAGAAGUGGCCAAUUAGAUGAUUUUGAAGAGAACUUCAAGGAACUGAAGAAAUGGGUGGAUGUCAAAUCUGUAAAGUAUUGUAUGCUCCUUGUGGUGUGGGAACGUCGAAAUCAAAGGCUUGGAACGGCAUUGAAGGUCCUUUGCGAUUUGAUUCAGGAUGAAUCUGAACCACCAAAGAAAAAAUUCUAUGAUCUAAAGAUUGAUCUGCUCGAGGAAAUUGGGUGGGCUCAUUUAGUGUUCUAUGAGAAGCAGUGGAUCCAUGUGCGUUUCCCUUCAUCUCGGUUCGUCUUCUGAUUCAUUAUUUCACUUGUUUCUACUUUCUAUUUGAUUUGGACAUGAUUUCAUAUUGUUCCAGAACAUUCUGGAGGUUUCUAAACUGAUUUUGCUUUCCGAUUGGAAUUUGUUCUUGUUGGAGCUUAUUUUCUUGUGCUUCUGUGGGAGAACCCUUUUGUAGUUUCUGCAGAGAUAUAUACAUUUUGAUAAAAACAACUAGAAAUAUUACAUUAUAUCUGGUCUUAUUUUGAUAUUUUGAUGGGGAUGGUUGAUGAAUGAUUUGCUUAAUACGUC
This is a messenger RNA of Dendrobium catenatum, 4514 nucleotides long. RefSeq names its product tripeptidyl-peptidase 2. Gene Ontology annotation, cellular component: cytosol. NCBI's taxonomy places the organism in Eukaryota, Viridiplantae, Streptophyta, Magnoliopsida, Asparagales, Orchidaceae. The coding region runs from base 132 to 4241 and encodes 1369 amino acids. Gene Ontology annotation, molecular function: serine-type endopeptidase activity; tripeptidyl-peptidase activity. The record is from RefSeq and is a predicted model, not a curated record. Gene Ontology annotation, biological process: proteolysis. The transcript has 34 exons.